This is a messenger RNA of Trematosphaeria pertusa, 1628 nucleotides long. Its product is annotated as SET domain-containing protein. Gene Ontology annotation, cellular component: nucleus. Bases 128 to 1510 code for a protein of 460 amino acids. The record is from RefSeq and is a predicted model, not a curated record. The transcript has 3 exons. Gene Ontology annotation, molecular function: protein-lysine N-methyltransferase activity; protein binding. NCBI's taxonomy places the organism in Eukaryota, Fungi, Ascomycota, Dothideomycetes, Pleosporales, Trematosphaeriaceae. Gene Ontology annotation, biological process: peptidyl-lysine monomethylation.
UCACCUGUUGGCGUAUGCUCCAAAUUUCCCGGGCUUGGCAGAUUAAGCGUCACGAGCCGCGAGCGCUCAAAGAGUGUACGGGGCCUGGACACCCUGAAGGCAUUUUACAGACGUCAUCUCCAACAACAUGAUCAAGAGAGGGAGAGCCGAGGGUUGGCUCAAAGAAUCCAUCGACACCUUCCCCACCUGGGCGAGCUUCCACGGCGUGACCUUCAAUGGUAUCAAAAUCGGCCCGUUGCCCAAUUUCGAACACCGUGGUUCAACAGUGAUAGCAGAGCGCGAUCUGCUCGGCGGGAAAGAAGAUGCUCUGAUGACCGUCCCAAAGGAACUUAUACUGUCUCGCCAGAAUAUCGAGCUGUUCGCCAACUCUGACCGCCACCUCCGCGAAGUACUUCAAGCACUAGGCGACUUUGGAUGGACGGCCCGCGGCGCUGUUUUGAUUUAUCUGCUCAUGCAAGCAACGGUUUGCUGUCCGGACGUCAAGGACAUAGGCGUUCACAACCCUCUCACUGAUUACAUCAAGUUCCUUCCAGAUGAACUACUCCCCACCUUCUGGACCGACGACGAACAAGAACUUUUGACAGGAACAACGCUACGAGCUGCUGUCCGAGCCAAGAUGAGCAGCCUACUACGAGAGUUCGAAAGGAUUCGUACUGCUACGGAAGGCAUCGGCUGGUGUGCAAAGUAUUGGUGGGAUGAAGACACCGGCCUGCUGAACUUUGACGACUGGAUGCGGGUCGAUGCUAUCUAUAGGUCCAGGGCGCUCGAAUUUCCCGGCGUGGGUGACUCCAUGGUGCCCUGUAUCGAUAUGGCCAAUCACGCCUCUGGAGACGCUACCGCUGCGUUAUAUGAGACCGACCGGAACGGAAACGGGAUCUUACUCUUACGUGAUGGUAAAGAGAUCCAAAAGGGCGGCGAAAUCACAAUCACGUACGGCGAUGAAAAAGGAGCUUGCGAGAAUAUCUUCUCUUAUGGUUUCCUUGAAGACGCGAUGAAGUCAGCCAGGGCUAUGUUUAUUGACGUCGACAUUCCUGACGAUGAUCCUCUCAGACCUGCGAAGAUAUAUGUCACCACUGCGGCACCAGGCGUCCGAAUCUUUGAGAAAGACGACAGCAUAGAUUGGGAAAGUGACUUUAUUUGGCUUGUCGUUACCAACGAAGAAGAUGGACUGGACUUCAAGGUCAAACAAACGAUCGAUGGCCAGAAAGAGAUUCAAACUUUUUUCAAGGACAGAGAGCUGGAUGACACUUCCAAGCUCCGCACUUUUCUUCAACAAGACCCGCAGUGGGACGUGUACAAGCUCCGUGCGAUUGUCCUACUUCAGUACAGGAUCGAAACCCAAAUCGAGGUCCUGCGGGAGGUGGGUGACCCUGAGCGCAGCGCUAGCAUUAGGGAAGGACCUUGGGAGCUCGCACGGCGGCUCCGCAAGCUUGAGUUGGACAUGCUCGAAAGGGCUGGAUCCGCUCUGCAAGAACAGGGCCCCGAAUCCCUUCAAGGAAGGAUACCCUGAUUCGCUGUCCUAGGAUUGAGGAUGACAUUUCGGUUUGUUAGACUCUGCGGCCCCACGGCCCUCGUGCUUUUCCAGCUGACCUGCCUGGCACGGCGGGCCUAUUGUUGACCUUGGAUUA